AUGGAGGUUCCGCUUUUGCAUCCCGGAUCUACCACGCUAGAGUUACUGUUGCUACAGGGCGAGCAUAAAUCGUCCUACAUAUGGGAGGGACAGUUACUGGCCCAGACAUUUCGCACCAGGAGACUGGAUUGGUCGUUGAUCACGGCCCUGAUAGAGCGGUGGAGACCGGAGACGCACACAUUCCAUUUGUCCAUUGGCGAGGCCACUAUCACGCUUCAGGACGUGGAGGUCCUGUAUGGGCUGCCCGUUGAUGGACACCCUGUUGCUUUGUCGAAUGCCAUCAGAGAGAAUACGGGUUUGCAAUACCUGGAGAUGCUGCAACGGCUCACCGGUUUCCAGCCACCGGAUGAGACUGCAUUGAUUGGGGCCAGUCAUAUGCAGUUGACGCCCGUCCGGCAGCAUUUGGAGGCGAUGCACGCUGACAUCACAGAUUAUACACCGGAGCUUCAUAUUUACCGGUACACGAGGUUGCUGCUGCUGCUUAUGUUUGGAGGGGUUUUGUUCCUGAACACAUCAGGGAACCUAGUCAGAUUGAGAUCUCUUCUUCAUCUUGAGCGGCUAGAUGAUUUAUAUCAUUACAGUAGGGGUGCUGCUAUUCUCGGUUACUUGUACAGGCAAAUGUGCCGAGCGAGCAUGGGCACCCAACGAGACGUUGCUGAAUUUUUAUCGCUACUACAGGGAUUUGUUGGAUUUGCUGGAGGGCACACAGGCAAUUGGCCUAAAUCUGUUCCACCAACUGGGACUGUAGAUGCAGCAGUAUACCGCGAGGGAGCAACCGCUUUGCAUGAGUAUGGCCGACAGGUUAACGAUUUGGCUUCCCAGACAUUGAGGCGAUCCCGAGUUGAUGAGCACUUAGGAUACCAGGCUGAUUAUGUGGUGCCAGAGCAGUACCAUCGUGGGCUAGCAGUGGAACCGGAACGUGGUCGACGUGGUAGGCGUGCCCCAUGA
Nicotiana tabacum (common tobacco) is the source of this 948-nucleotide messenger RNA. The record is from RefSeq and is a predicted model, not a curated record. NCBI's taxonomy places the organism in Eukaryota, Viridiplantae, Streptophyta, Magnoliopsida, Solanales, Solanaceae.